Messenger RNA from Hypoxylon trugodes, 2486 nucleotides. RefSeq names its product P-loop containing nucleoside triphosphate hydrolase protein. Bases 314 to 2326 code for a protein of 670 amino acids. NCBI's taxonomy places the organism in Eukaryota, Fungi, Ascomycota, Sordariomycetes, Xylariales, Hypoxylaceae. The record is from RefSeq and is a predicted model, not a curated record. The transcript has 3 exons. Gene Ontology annotation, molecular function: ATP hydrolysis activity; ATP binding.
GCACAGGCAGAAUUUAAACAUAUCUGUAAGACGUAUUGUUAUCAUGCAUGGAAGACAUAGGUGCUUUUUCCCCCACCUUCUUCCCGGCGAGAGCCUUUGCUCCGUCCCAUAUCCAACCCUUUCGCAUGUUGGGUGCCUAAUCUGUCGCCUUUAAAGCUAACAAGUUGUUCAAUUGAGUCUUAGGUAUUUCUUUCUUACCCUACUCUCCAGAGCGUAUGGGAGUAAUAUAUAACCCAGGCUCUUCUCAUUACAUUGGUGGGGGAAUUAGCAUCAACUCAUCCAAUUCUCAAAGCCUGGAAACAACACGACGUCUAUGAAGAUGGCAUAUGCGGGGACUGAUUAUUAUUAUGAUUCUUACUAUUCACGACCCUCUGUUGGUGGAGGCCUAGACUCACCGGAAGCCUCACUGAAGAGCAACCCGCCUGGGUUGGUUGGUAACUGGUACCAACACAUCUGUGAGGGUCACUGUCCGAUGCGAUGGUCCGCAUUUAAGGACUUUAUUGUCGAACAGGAAGAUUUGAUGGCUCGUACUUCAGAUUCUCCGAUAAUCCAUCGUCAUGUUCAACGAGAUGGAGUUUGGGUAACCCUCUCCAUCUCUAUUCAAGACCCGGAUAUGAGAGAAAUUCUAAACGACGUGCUGAAGGACUAUCCAGAGUUUGACCCGAAAGUCGAAAACUGGACCUUUGAGCCUCCUUACCAGCCCUUGGUUCAUCGUUGGGACAAUCUUCAGCAAUACGAUACUGAGGACCUGGACGUGAGAAAGGCGUUGACCUCUAUGCUAAUAUUCCUAACACCCAUUGUUAACCCCACGAUGCUAUCUCUUGGGAAACUUCGGGAGUCUGGAAAAAUCGACUAUCAGAACAUAUGGCAUCUCUUUGCUCCAGGCACCUUGGUAAUUGCUAAGUUAUACGGAGUCGAUACCAUUUCCCGAGCAAAUCGCUGUGAUCGAAUGUCUGGUUUCUGGCUCGUUCGUCUAGAGUAUAUCGAUUGGAACGGCGACAUAAGUGGUUACGAGACGGCCACCCAAAAAAUCAAAAUAUUUGAAGGCUACCAGCUAGUCACAAAGCUAGAGGUAUUCCCAAUUUCGUAUCUCGAUAAUGAGGCCGGAGUCAGAAAGACUGCCACUGAGAAAGGCCGAAAAUUCGAGCAACUUCGUGGGUAUCGAUACGUAGAGUACAAUGGGACCAAGGUGAUGAUUGAAACCGAUAAGCCUCAUCAUAAACAAAUUACCGGCCGAGUUUGUCUCGAUGCUUAUGCGUACUACAACGUCCUAUCGAUCAGCAAACGUACACUACGGCCAUCGCCUGGUGGAGAGGAGCGCCUACCUAACACGGAAUAUGGCAAGGCCUGGAAUUUACCUCACAAGUCACGCAAAGCACUUCAAUGGGAGGCGUACUCCGGACCGCUCCACGAGGCCAAACACUCGCCGAACCAUAAACACAAGGAUAACGAGAUUCUGUGUCCACUCACAGAGGAGGAACUACUCAUCACAAACCCCUGGCUAAUAGGCUUCGACUUAAAAGCGAAGGACUUCGGCAAAUUCCACAUCGACAACGUGAAGGAAGUGACGUGGAACGAUGAGGCUUACGACAAGCUAGUUUUACCUAACCGCGAAAAGGAGCUGACCUGGUCAUUUGUCAAGGGAAAACAUCGUGCGAAUGAAACCAAGUUCGACGACUUCAUCCAGAAGAAGGGUCGCGGUCUUAUUAUUCUCUUGUUCGGACCGCCUGGUGUAGGAAAGACGUUUACCGCAGAAGCAGUCGCUGAGAAGUCUAAAGUGCCCCUCUAUGCCAUGAGCGCAAGUGAUCUUGGGAUCAAGCCUAGAGAGAUGGAGAAGGCAUUGGAGCGGGCGCUCAAGUUGUGCCACUUAUGGGACGCCAUGUUCCUCCUAGACGAGGCGGAUGUUUAUCUCAGCGCCAGAGGAGACGACUCCCUCUCCCGAAACGAGCUUGUGUGCAUCUUCCUUCGCUUACUUGAGUACUACGAAGGCACGCUGUUCCUGACCACCAACCGCGCUACGCAAAUUGAUCAUGCCUUCCAAUCGCGCAUUGACCUUUUCUUACCUUACCAGGAUCUCGGCAAGGACGUUCGCCGUAAGAUCUGGGCGAACUUCCUCGAGCGCACCGGAAACAAUGGGUUUCCAGUCGUCGACGAAAUGCUUGAUAAAUUAGCCGAAAUCAAGCUCAACGGUCGCGAGAUCAAGAACCUCAUCAAGAGCGCACAUAUGCUAGUGCUCGGAAGCGAUGAUGAUGACAUUACACCUUUGGAACGUUUGUACAUGCUUGCUCAGACACACGUGCAGGCUAUCAAGGGGUUGAAUUUGUAAUUCAGUCGUUCGUAUCACUUCAUACCAAGGAUUCUGCUUUGGGUUUACUUCGAGUUGGUUUUUUGGGGCGUUAGCUAGGAAAUUUGUUGUUGUUUGAGGAUAGACACAUUCAUUUGAUAGAUUUGAUUUUUGCUAGUAGAUUACUGUCGCCGAGGGGGGA